AGCCGGAAGCGGCCGUGACGCGGCGGAGCAACAUGGCGACCCCCGAGUUCCUCCGCGGAGCGGAGCUCCUCAAGCAGGGAGCAGAGGCCCGCGUGUACCGGGCCCGGUUCCUGGGACGACCCGCCGUGCUCAAGGAGCGCUUCCCGAAGCGCUACAGACACCCCGACCUGGACGAGAAGCUGACGCGCCGCCGGACGGUGCAGGAGGUUCGGUCCAUCCUGCGGUGCCGGAGAGCAGGCAUCGCUGCCCCAGUGGUUUACUUCGUGGACUACACCACCCACUGCAUUUUCCUGGAGGAAAUCCUGGACUCGGUGACGGUGCGAGACCACAUCGCGUCCUCUCACCCGGCUAACUCCGGGGAGGAGCCGGAUCUGGACUGGCUGGCCGUGAAGAUGGGCCAGAUCCUGGGCAGGAUGCACGACGAGGACGUGGUCCACGGAGACCUGACCACCUCCAACGUGCUGCUGAAGCGCGGCCGAGAGGACGCCGCGUCCCACCUGGUCCUCAUCGACUUUGGCCUGAGCUACAUCUCUGCGUUGCCAGAAGAUAAGGGGGUGGACCUGUACGUCCUGGAGAAGGCCUUCCUCAGCACUCACCCCAACACAGAGUCGCUGUUCCAGAAGCUCCUGAAGAGCUACGCCGCAGCCUCCAAGAGGUCACCGGCGGUGCUCAAAAAGCUGGACGAGGUCCGCCUGAGGGGCAGGAAGAGGUCCAUGGUGGGAUAAUGGUCCAUCCGUCUGCAACGCUGCACGUUUACAGAGGACAUUCUAGGACUUUUGUCGGCUUGUUUAAAACAUGUUUUUUCUCAUAAAAUAAAACCAAAACAUGGUAUGGUAAUU
This is a messenger RNA of Cololabis saira (Pacific saury), 839 nucleotides long. It is a transcript of the gene tp53rk, whose product is annotated as TP53 regulating kinase. The record is from RefSeq and is a predicted model, not a curated record. NCBI's taxonomy places the organism in Eukaryota, Metazoa, Chordata, Actinopteri, Beloniformes, Belonidae. Gene Ontology annotation, molecular function: ATP binding; protein serine/threonine kinase activity. Bases 33 to 725 code for a protein of 230 amino acids. The transcript is spliced from 2 exons. Gene Ontology annotation, biological process: protein phosphorylation. Gene Ontology annotation, cellular component: EKC/KEOPS complex; cytosol; nucleus.